Molecule: messenger RNA, 478 nt
Organism: Oppiella nova
Lineage: Eukaryota; Metazoa; Arthropoda; Arachnida; Sarcoptiformes; Oppiidae
Source: the annotation of a GenBank genome assembly
AUUUGAAGCGAUUGUCAAAAAUGUACAAAAAUUAUUGACAGAAUUGAUGGGAAUUCCAGACAAUUACAGUAUACUAUUAAUGCACGGCGCAGGCACCGGACAGUUCGCUGCCCUUCCCAUGAAUCUGGUCUCCGGUCUGAAAGACGGCUCACUCGUGAACUACUUAGUGACGGGCGCCUGGAGUGACAAAUCGGCCAAAGAGGCCCAAAAGUAUACGACUGUCAAUACAGUGACCCCUAAACUGAAGGAAUACUUCGAGAUUCCCAACAAAAGUGAGUGGAAACUAGACUCAAACGCCAAAUACUUCUUCUACACCGACAACGAGACCAUUCAUGGCAUAGAAUUGCCAUACAUUCCCGAAUCGCUGCCAAACGUGCCGUUAGUGUGCGAUAUGACCUCCAACUUCCUCACCCGACCCAUCGAUAUCAAGAAGUACGGGGCAGUGGUUGCGGGCACACAGAAGAACUGCGGAAUCGCC